AUGGCUGAAAACACCAGGUAUCGUUCUCUGGAGGAACAGCUCAAGAAACAAGAAACUCGACUUCAGGAGGUAAUGGAGACCAUGGCCGCAGCUCAGACCUCCUGCCAGAAUAGCUUGCAGCAGAAACUUCAGGAGGAGCUUGGGCAGAACAACGCGAAGGUAGAGGCGAUGGUAGGCAACCUGGACCAGAGGUUCAGUAAGAUGGAAAUGAAACUCAAUGCGCUACUGAAGGUGAUGAUGAAAGAAAAAAGUAUGCCGGAGACAGAGGCAGGCUCAUCGGAACCACUCCUACCGACUCCUCCACCGCAUUUUAAGCUCAUGACGUCCACAGAGGUGCAUGGAGCUCAACCGGAGGUUACAGCUAAGAUUUUUACUCCCAGCUUGCCAAGACUUGAAAUGCCUAUGUUCGCAUCUGGUAAUCCUAGAGAAUGGUUGAGGAAAUGCCAUAAAUACUUUUUGAAUUAUCACAUACCUGAAAAUCAAAGGGUAGAUAUGGUAGAAAUAUUUUUAGAAGGGAGAGCUGAGAAUUGGUUCCAGGGAGUUAGACUGGAAAAAACUAGGUUGAAUUGGUCUGAAUUUUGCGAGCUGUUGUAUGAAAGGUUUGCAGGGAAGUGGUCACGUGAUGUGGUUGAGGAAUUCAACAAAUUACAACAAAAAGGGACAGUAAAAGAGUAUGAGGAGAAGUUUGAGGAAUUGAAAACGCUCAUGUUGAUCAGGAAUCCUAGGCUGGAUGAAGGUUAUUUUAUAUCCAGUUUCAUUAGUGGUUUAAAGGAUGAGAUUAAACCAAUGGUCAAAAUGUUCAAACCACAGACUCUAUCCAAAGCGUUUGAGGUUGCUGAAUUGCAGGAAUGCUCACUGGAAACCAUGUCCAAGCAACCUAAGACCUCAGGAAGGACUGCGGUUGAACCUAAGUAUGGGAUGUUUAGAAAUCACAGUAAUAGCCAAAACAAUUCCAGCUCCUAUAAACUUCCUGCUAUUGAUCCUACUAAUAGGAAGGUUGACACUAGAUCCAGAGAAGUGAGUAGGAUUUUGGCUGAGGAAAUGCAGUAUAGGCGUAAGCAUGGCCUAUGUUAUAGAUGUGGGGAUAAAUUUGGAGUUGGUCACCAGUGUAAGUCUGGGGGAUUGAACUGUGUAGGUAUAGAGGAAGAGGAUGAAGCUGAAUUCAAAGAUGCGGAAGGAGAACAAGAUGAGCUGACUGGGAGGGUAGGAGAAUUGGCUGAAGUGUCACUGAAUGCUCUAGCAGCAGCAAUACAGAGGAAAUCCAUUUUGCUACUAGGCAACUUAGGUGGAAUACCUGUCAAGAUCCUGGUGGACACUGGUAGUUCUGACAGCUUCAUACACUAUCAAUUGGUUAAGUCUCUUCAACUCCUUUAUCAAACAGUCAGACCUUUUACUGUAACUUUGGCAGAUGGCACUGACAUCACUAGUGGCACAAUUUGUCCAGGUGUUAGAUGUCCCAUCACUUUUGAUUUCCAUGCACUCAGUAUUGCUCUUAGUAGCAGGGGUGACUUAUUACAUCUCCAAGGCUUCAUUAACCAACUUGUGAUGAAACUAGUAAGAGGUAAAGAUCUUAGAACAUUUAUACAAGAAAAGCAAAGGAGCUGUGCCUCUCUACAAGUGGACCCCCAGGGCAAUCAAGAGGAGGAUAUUCCAAAACAAGUGGCCUCAGUCUUGCAACAGUACUCUCAGGUGUUUGAAACCCCUCAAGAACUGCCUCCUGAGAGGGAAUUAGAUCAUCAGAUUACCUUGAAGCCAGGAGCAGAGCCAUUUAAACUUAAACCUUACAGGUACCCCCACGCACAUAAAUCUGAGAUUGAAAAACAGGUGGUUGAAAUGCUUACAAAUGGGAUUGUUAAGCACAGUUGUAGUCCUUUUGCUUCUCCUGUGCUGUUGGUUAAGAAAAAAGACAAUACGUGGAGGCUAUGUGUGGAUUAUAGGAAGCUAAAUGAACUUACUGUCAAGGACAGGUUCCCUAUCCCAAACAUUGAUGAGCUGUUGAAUGAACUACAUGGGAUUAAGUAUAUGUCUAAACUAGACCUCAGAGCUCGAUAUCAUCAGCUGAGAGUCAAGACAGCAGACAUACCUAAGACUGCUUUCCAGACACACCAUGGCCAUUUUGAAUUUUUGGUGAUGCCAUUUGGCCUCACUAAUGCACCAGCCACUUUCCAAUCUUUGAUGAACAGAAUAUUUCAACCUUAUAUGAGGAAGUUCAUAUUGAUUUUCUUUGAUGACAUUCUGGUUUAUAGUCCUACACUGGAAGCACACGCACAACAUUUGAAGAUUGUGUUGAGCAUCUUAGCUGACAACCAGCUGUAUUGCAAAAAGUCUAAAUGUUCUUUUGCUCAAACUUCAGUGGAGUAUCUGUGA
This is a messenger RNA of Coffea eugenioides, 2367 nucleotides long. RefSeq lists its product as uncharacterized. Gene Ontology annotation, molecular function: aspartic-type endopeptidase activity. The record is from RefSeq and is a predicted model, not a curated record. Bases 1 to 2367 code for a protein of 788 amino acids. NCBI's taxonomy places the organism in Eukaryota, Viridiplantae, Streptophyta, Magnoliopsida, Gentianales, Rubiaceae. Gene Ontology annotation, biological process: proteolysis. The transcript has 2 exons.